Molecule: messenger RNA, 1940 nt
Organism: Nelumbo nucifera (sacred lotus)
Lineage: Eukaryota; Viridiplantae; Streptophyta; Magnoliopsida; Proteales; Nelumbonaceae
Source: RefSeq, a predicted model, not a curated record
UCGAAUAUGGUGGUAUUGUGGUAAUCAGCGAGCGACGUCCGAGAGAGACAGAGAGAAUGAGAGCUCUGGGAAACGAGAUAGACACCAUGUUCUGAGGGCGGAUAAACUUGAUUUUAAGCUGAUUUAAACUCUAACCAUAAAUCCCAAUGACCGAGAAACGCAAGAGAAUGAUGGAUGAGGCAAUGGAAAACCCCAUUUCCUUAUUUAAAGCAAGUGCACCUUCAACUGUGAGGAAAGAUCUGCCAAACCCAUUUAAUGCAAUAUUAUUUUCAUGGCAAAAAGAAUUUAAAUGGAACUGGAGCACCCUACUGGGUGACCAUUCCACUGAUGAAUGGUUAUCAGAAAUAAUUGGAGACAAGGAAGGAACCACUCAAUCUGAUACGAAGGUACUAAUGCGAGAGGUUCCAAGGAUAAUGCAAGAGAUCAAAGAAAACGAGAAGUGCUAUCGUCCUGAAGUGAUUUCUAUCGGCCCUUAUCACCACGGAGGUGGUGAGAAAGAGAAACACAAGAUCAGAAUAGCGUGUAAGUUGGCUUCAGAGGAUAAAAUCAAAAUGACGAACUUGUACGUGGAGGUGGAAAAGAGAGCUCAAGAUGCAAAGAGAGAUUAUCUCGAUACUUCUGAAAAUUUCAGGGAGAAUGAAUUUGCACGUAUGAUGUUCUUGGAUGGGUGUUUCAUUGUCUAUUUUAUUUACUGUGUUGCAAAAGACAGGCUCGAGGAUAUGGAGAUGAAAAAUGACGAUAUAUUCUUUGCAGCAAAAGACUUGUUCUUGAUGGAGAAUCAGCUCCCAUUUUGGGUUCUCGAGGAAUUAGCGAGCUUGGCAUAUCCCGACGAGGAUUGGAUGAAAAUGGUACGCAAGUUUGUUAACGCAACUAAUUCUUUGGUUGCCGAAGAUGUUAAGUUUGAUUCGAGCAAUCCUCAGAACAGUGAGUCUAGUCAGAGCAAAAGAACUAAACCUCAUCAUCUCCUUGACCUUCUUCGUACCAAACUCCUUGAAGAAAGUAAUGAAACAGAUGGACCCAGAAAAGGAAGAUCCGAUUGGUUACCCCCAAAUCCCUUUACGCUAUGUUCUUUCAGAGAUUCAUCCCUGCCCCUCACUACCAAGGAUCAAACAUUGCAGAGAUACCAACAACAAACAAGCUGUGCCUGGCUCAGUAACAUGUUCGGAUCUCGUCUUUCCAAAUGUUGUUGUUGUUGUCGUCCAAAUUGGAGGGAGCAAUUCGUGUGGCACAAGUUCAGGUCAGUCAAAGAGCUUAAAGCAGUAGGGAUCAAAUUCAAAAUGAGCAAAUCAUCUAGCCUCAAGAGUGUUCGUUUCCGACUUGGUUUCAUCUAUGGCUACGUGUAUCUUCCUGCACUGGUUGUUGAUCGUUCAACCAAGGCGAGAUUUCUGAAUUUGAUAGCCUAUGAAAGAUGUUUAGCUGGUGGUUCUGAAGAAAAGUUAGGCACUGUUUUAAAAACCGAACCGGAACUAGAACUACUUUGUCCACCGGUUCCUGGGCGAAAUUGUCCGACUGUCCCGGACAACGACGUUUCCAAAACACUAAAGUUAGGAAUAACUUCCUACAUAUGUUUCCUGGAUUCACUAAUUGAUGAUGCUGAUGAUGUGAAAGAGCUAAGAUCAGACGGUGUACUCUUCAAUUAUCUUGCUAGUGACAAAGAAGUGGCCGACCUCAUAAACGAGCUAGUAAAGGGUUUGGUGGAUUCCGAUCAAUUUGAUCAGGUUAAACUGGAAAUUCAAGAUUAUUGCAAGAGAAAGAUCAGGCCAUGGGUAGCUGAAGUGUUGAUUAAACAUUUCAAAACCCCUUGGACUAUCCUCGCUCUACUUGCACCCAUCUACUAUGUAGCAUUUUCAGUUUCAUUGGACUUCUAUAAAUUCAGACAUUGGUCGAACUUCGUAUUCUCCAUUCCAACUAUUUAAGAUUUAAAAGCAUGUCUGAACUUG